AUGAAGUACUUUGUCGUUCUUGCUCUUGCGGCCGCUGGCCUUGCUGCUCCGGUUGCGAAGCCGGCUCCCCUGUCAGCCUCCGUGGCCGCUGAGAAGCGGCAAUUCGGUGGUUACGCUGUGCCUCCCGGCGCCGAAGGCGAGACAGCCGAGAAGAGGCAGUUCAGUUACGCUGUACCUCCUGGUGCCGAGGGCGAGACAGCCGAAAAGCGAGGAUCAUUCGGUACCUACAUGGUGCCUCCUGGAGCCGAAGGCGAGACAGCCGAGAAGCGGCAAUUCAGUUACGCUGUGCCGCCUGGCGCUGAGGGCGAGACAGCCGAGAAGAGGCAAUUCAGUUACGCUGUACCUCCCGGUGCCGAGGGCGAGACGGCCGAGAAGCGGCAAUUCAGUUACGCUGUACCUCCUGGUGCUGAGGGUGAAACUGCAGAGAAGAGGCAGUUCAGCGUGCCUCCAGGUGCUGAGGGCGAGACGGCUGAGUAG
Molecule: messenger RNA, 477 nt
Organism: Dothidotthia symphoricarpi CBS 119687
Lineage: Eukaryota; Fungi; Ascomycota; Dothideomycetes; Pleosporales; Dothidotthiaceae
Exons: 2
Coding region: 1-477 (158 amino acids)
Source: RefSeq, a predicted model, not a curated record